CAUAGCUUCAGCUCUCACAGUCACAACAGGGGACAAUUAACAGACACGUGCAACUACACUAAAUAGAUGGAACGAGGAAGAGGAGGGACUCUGAAGAUUCUGUUCCUGUUGACACUCUGUCUGCAAGCCUUCACUGGUCAAUGCCAAGAUUCAGGGCAUCCCUCUGAUCUGAGGAUAGUUCUGGUGGGGAAGACUGGAUCAGGGAAGAGCGCAACAGGAAACACCAUCCUGGGGAGAAAGAUGGGGGGGUUUAAAGUAGACUUCACCGCUGGGUCUGUCACUGUUCACUGUGAGAAACAGAGUGGGGAGGUGGAUGGGAGGAAGAUUGAUGUCAUCGACACCCCGGGGCUCUAUGACACAAAACGGUCUAAAGAAGAGAUGAAAAGUGAAAUAGAAAAGUCUAUCUACAUGUCAGUCCCAGGACCUCACGCCUUCCUGCUGGUGAUCAGACUGGGGAGGUUCACAGAGGAGGAGCAGAACACUGUGAAGUGGAUCCAGGAGAACUUUGGAGAAGAAGCCUUAAAGUACACCAUCAUUCUGUUCACCGGAGGAGACCAGCUGGAGGACAAACCAUUGGUGGACUUUCUGAAUACGAGUGAGGAGCUUAUGAAACUCAUCAAUGUCUUUAAGGGCAGAAAUCAUGUCUUCAAUAAUAAAGAGAAGAAUGACAACACUCAGGUCCCAGAGCUGCUGAAGAAGAUAGAUGAGAUGGUGAUGAAGAAUGGAGGACAACACUACACCAAUGAGAUAUACCAGGAGGUUCAGAGGAAGAUCGAAGAGGAGGAGGUGAGGAAGAAACAGGAGAAGAAGGAGAGAGAGGAGGAGGAGAUCAGAAAACUGGUAGAGAAGGCGAGAGAGGAGGAAAGGAAGAGACAGGAGGCGAAGAAGAAACAGGAGGAGGAGAUCAGAAAACGGGUAGAGAAGGCGAGAAAGGUAAGGAAGAGACAGAAGGAGAUCAGGAAGAAGGAAGAGGAGAGACUGAAAAGGUUAAAGGACAUAUCAGGAAAACUUGUUGGACUGUUAGCAACUGGUGUCACAGCGCUGGUUUCAGGACCAGCAGCUAUUGCAGUUGGAGGUGCUGUACUUGCAAAAGAGGCAGUUGAAUGUGCAUUUGAUUAUUUCACAAUAUUCCAAUUAAGUAAAAAUGAGGAAGAGGUGGCAGUGUGAAGUACCACUCUCUUCCUCAUCUUAAUGUCAAGUAGCAGCAGUAGAAUAUAUUAAUCCUGUACAAUGACAACCAUCAGGGAUUGUUCAUCACUUUAUAAUAUGAUCAGUUAUUUAACAUGUUUAUUACUACACUCCUUCCAUGGUCUGUGUUCUCCCUCUACCCUCCCUCCCUGGUCGGUGUUCUCCCUCUAUCCCCCCUCCCUGGUCGGUGUUCUCCCUCUACCCUCCCUCCCUGGUCUGUGUUCUCCCUUUACCCUCCCUCCCUAGUCUGUGUUCUCUCUCUACUCUCCCUCCUGGUCUGUUUUCUCCAUCUACCCUCCCUCUACCCCCCCUCCUGGUCUGUUUUCUCCAUCUACCCUCCCUCUACCCUCCCUCCUGGUCUGUUUUCUCCAUCUACCCUCCCUCUACCCUCCCUCCCUGGUCUGUUUUCUCCAUCUACCCUCCCUCUACCCUCCCUCCCUGGUCCGUUGUCUCCCUCUACCCUCCCUCCCUGGUCCGUGUUCUCCCUCUACCCUCUCUCUACCCUCCCUCCCUGGUCUGUGUUCUCCCUCUAUCCUCCCUCCCUGGUCUGUGUUCUCCCUCUACCCUCCCUCCCUGGUCUGUGUUCUCCCUCUACCCUCCCUGGUCUGUGUUCUCCCUCUACUGUCGUGGAAUUAUCAGAAUAUGUUGGUAACAUUUGUAAGAUGUUUAAUAUUCAUCAAAUGUGUGUAAGUUACUUCUCAUAAGAAUGUAUUUUGUUGUACUAUAGUGGUAGCCAUUGGCAGUUAUCUGUUCUAUGUCAGGACUAAGUUGCAUGGGCCACAUGAGAGGGGAGAGGUCAAAGUGUCAUCAUGUGUAAACAUAUCUUAUACUCCCUAACUUUCCCAGUGGGGAAAGGAGGGGUUGCAGUGUCUGGAAUCAUUCUAUGCUCCCUCUUUGUUGACCUGUAGGGUCACUCUCCUAUCCGUGAGUUUGUCCAGGAGUUUGUGUUUAGAGUGGUUGUAUCUAAAUGACAAUUUGAUAUAUGCCUGUUGAUAUGGAGGAUUUGGUUUAUGGAAGGAGACAAAGCUGAACGAUGAAUUAUGUCUAUGCUGUCUGACUAUGGGUGUCUUUGCUAUUAAAGGAACUCAGUUGCAUUGUAAGGGGACUCUCAGAAAAUUCACUGGGGAGACACUGAAUUUAUCUGAGAGUCACAGGAUUGUGAUAAGAGCUCAUAUAAUUAAAGAUGGACUUUUAUAACUAA
Molecule: messenger RNA, 2389 nt
Organism: Oncorhynchus nerka (sockeye salmon)
Lineage: Eukaryota; Metazoa; Chordata; Actinopteri; Salmoniformes; Salmonidae
Product: GTPase IMAP family member 7-like
Exons: 3
Coding region: 67-1167 (366 amino acids)
Molecular function (GO): GTP binding
Source: RefSeq, a predicted model, not a curated record